Messenger RNA from Brugia malayi, 579 nucleotides. RefSeq lists its product as uncharacterized. Gene Ontology annotation, cellular component: nucleus; cytoplasm. Lineage: Eukaryota; Metazoa; Nematoda; Chromadorea; Rhabditida; Onchocercidae. The record is from RefSeq and is a predicted model, not a curated record. The transcript is spliced from 4 exons. The coding region runs from base 1 to 579 and encodes 192 amino acids. Gene Ontology annotation, biological process: protein import into nucleus.
AUGGAUUUGCUUGGACAAAUGAAUAAUGCUAUAUUUAUUAUUUGCCUAUUAUUAUCAAACAUACUGAUCAUUGGCUUGAAAGCUGUUCCAGUUGAAGAGCCUAGUAAAAAUAAAGUAAUGGCCAAGAAAGAGUUAGCAUUGAAAUGUGAAAUUGAAGAUGGUGAAGAAUUAACUUGCGAGAAAUGUGUUCAAAAAGGAACAAAUUGUUUUUGGUGUGUAUCAACACAAAAAUGUAUGCCAUAUCAAUGGGAUUUUCCAAAUUGUCAACUAAAAUAUGUGCGAAAAAAUAAUUGCUGGGUUGAUUGGUUUGCUGUGAUCAUUGUUGGGAUGACAAUUGUCGCAAUCGUUAUCACUGCUAUUUGCUACUGUUUCAUUCAUUUUUGCAUGAUAUGCAUUGAUUAUUAUCAGCAAAUAAAACAUGCAAGUGAAGUGUUAAGGUUGAAAAAAGCUGCUGAAAAAAGAAUUGCACUGCAAUAUCAAUAUCAGCAGCGAAGAAUGGAACGAAAAAUUAUUAAAGAUAAUAUUAAAAAGAAAUAUGGUAUCCCACUAACAACACCAGCAUUUGAAAAAUUCAAAUGA